Messenger RNA from Wallemia ichthyophaga EXF-994, 873 nucleotides. Its product is annotated as NADH-cytochrome b5 reductase 1. The record is from RefSeq and is a predicted model, not a curated record. Bases 1 to 873 code for a protein of 290 amino acids. The transcript has 3 exons. Gene Ontology annotation, molecular function: oxidoreductase activity. NCBI's taxonomy places the organism in Eukaryota, Fungi, Basidiomycota, Wallemiomycetes, Wallemiales, Wallemiaceae.
AUGACUGAAAUACCUGCGAUCAAAGACCCAUACAUUUUAGCAGCAGUAGCUGGUAUACUAAUUGCAUUUGGAUUGGGCGGAUACCUCGGCUUAUUUACCAGCAAACCAAAGCCAGUGCUCGAUCCAAAGGUGUUCAAGGAAUUCCCUUUAGUUGAAAAGACCAAGCUUAGCCCAAACACCGCCCUCUAUCGCUUCGGAUUGCCAAAUAAGGACGAUGUACUGGGCUUGCCAAUCGGACAACACAUUUCAGUCCAAGCUGAGAUCAACGGCAAGCAAAUUAUGAGAUCAUACACUCCUACUUCCUCAGACGAUGACAAGGGCUACUUUGAUCUCGUCGUAAAGACAUACGAUCAAGGAAACAUCAGUCUCUUCCUUGAUAAGCUCAAAGUUGGUCAGAAUGUGCGUAUUAGGGGUCCAAAGGGUCAAUUUAAGUAUAACGAGAAUCUUACUCAUCACCUUGGUAUGAUUGCUGGUGGAACUGGUAUCACUCCAAUGCUUCAAGUCAUCCGUGCUAUUCUCAAAAAUCCACUCGACACCACCAAAGUAGACCUGAUCUACGCCAAUGUCUCAAUCGAUGACAUUCUCAUGAAGAAAGAAAUUGAUCAUCUCGUCAAGCAGGAGCAAGACAACGGCAAAAACAGACUUAGAGUGCUUUACUGCCUCAACUCACCACCAGCCAGCUGGGAUGGCGGUAUCGGCUUUGUUAACAAACAAAUGAUCGAGGAACGCUUCCCAUCGGCAGACAAAGAAGGCAAAGUUUUGCUCUGUGGUCCACCUCCAAUGAUCAACGCAAUGAAGAAGCACCUUGAUGACCUCAAGUAUCCUGCUCCGCGCGCUGUUUCAAAGUUGACUGAUCAAAUUUUUUGUUUCUAG